UAGUGAUGCCUACUUAUUUAUCUUCAUUUCUGGGAGACUGAGUGAUAAAAAGAGGUCGUGGUUGUAGAUGUUGUUGUUGUGCUUGGCCACUCCUAAAGUGUAGUUAGCAACCAAAGGGGCUCGUGACGAUGAACACAGGGGAAGUGUGUGGUACAGGCAUGAGACAGGCGGGCUGCGCACGCAGUGGGGGGGGGAGAGCAAAGGGAAACAGGAAGUACAGGCAAUAGGAUGCUUUCAGAGGAAAACUGGCCGCAGAAUAUGGACCUUACCCUGGGAUGAUGCUGAUAUUUGGGUUCACUCUUGAGGCUAUGAAUCUGUGCAUCUAUGCCGUGUCUACAUGAACUUGCUUACCAGAAUCCUGCAUAGUGAAUGGACUCACACCUGUCAUGCUUAGUGUUUUCACUUUCCAAAUGAACAGCUUUGACCAAUCUUUUUUAGUGGAUGAGAAAAUUCCUGCUUCAGAUACAUAGUCUCUGUCACCUUGGUGAAAUCACUUGAAAACAUGAUGAUUCCAGCUGAUCCAAACUGCUACUUCUAAUACUUUUCUAAUUGUAAUAAUGGCUGGCCUGAUCCAUUUAGUCACUUUUAUGUGUGUAAAUUGUAUGUUUAUGACAAAGGCUAAAAUGAUUUUGGAGGAACUCAGAUCAGAUGCCUAUUUCAGUUCCCUUAUGCCUGGGAAAACAUCACUACUUUAUUUCACCAAUCCAGAUUUCCCCACUAAUAUUAUUUUAUUGGAUGACCUGCAAAAGUCUGCUGCUGCACUUCAAGACUAUGGCAUUUCUGUAGCUAAGGUUAAUUGUAUCAAAGAAGACCUACAAAAGUACUGUGGUGAAGAGAAUGCAUAUUUGUUUAGGGGUACAAAGUUGGUAAGAGAAUUCCCAGCAGAUGCACUCUUUGAUGUUGAUUCUAUCGUGGCCAAUGUCUUAUUUGUUGUGCUUUAUAAUGAAGUUAAAUACAUAACCACCUCUAUGGAGCACAAAAAUAUUGAAAAUGCUAUGAAAGGCAAACGAGACCUCAUUUUUGCCUAUGUUCAAGCAAUAGGAAUACCAGAACAUAGAUCGGUCAUGGAGACUGCUUUUGUGUAUGGAACCAAAUACCAAUUUAUUUUAACCACAGAAACAAAGUUAUUGGAAAACAUAAGCACCAAUGUUGACAGUGCAAAGCUGUUUUUUAGCCACUGCAGAAGAAUAACAGCCCACUCACAGAAGUGUCCCAGAACAAUGAUGGAACAGGAAAUGACUAUAGUAAAUAUUCAUCGCUUUCUGAAACUCAUGGAUGCUCCUCUUGUGACUGAAAUUUCUGGAGAUCCUGAAAAAGUUACAAGUGUUCACCUGCAACUUGGCUUGCCAAUGGUUUUCAUUCUCAGUCAACAAGAAACCUAUGAGUUUGAUAGAACAACGGCAGAGCAUGUGGCCUGGCAGCUGUUGGGAAAGGCAGGGAUAGGGAUACUGCUGAGGGAAAAAGCUUCUACAUCAAUUCCAACAAAUUGUAACGUGGCAGUAAAAAGACCAGAAGAGGAUAGCCCCGUCCGAUACAUGAUGAUGGAAGAAACCCAAGACAUUCAAAAUAUUAUUGAAAAAUCUAACCUGGAGCAGUAUGAAAAAUCUGAGGAGACAGUUGGUUUUGUUGACCAAGAAAUUCAAGAUGAUGAAGUUGCAGAAGCUGUGUACAGAGACAGAAAGCGGACCCUGCCCCUCCAUCUAGUGCCCUCGUUGACAGAAGAAACUUUCAAGCAAGUGUUGUCAAACACCACCCUGUCAAUGGUUUUAUACUAUGCAAGCUGGGAAGCAAUAUCAUUGACUCUGCUGCAAACAUUUGUGCAUAUGGCUGAAAAGUAUAAAGACAAACUGGAUAUGACUUUAACCAGAGUUAACUGUGCAGAUUGGCCAAAUAUUUGCAGUGAGCAAAAUGUUAGUAACAUCCCUGUGGUAAAGAUCUACCAUAUGGGGAAGGAUCCAUUGGAAUAUACUGGUAUGCUGGGUGCUGAGGAACUCUUCAGAUUCAGUAUGCUAGCCAAGGUAGACUGCCCUUUAGAGUUGUUUUCUUACGGGGAGGCGGAAAGUUUUCUCAGUGGGAAUCGUAAUCCGUUCCUGCUGCCUUAUCAUAAUCUUUCAGUGUUGGGAAUCUUUAAAAAAAAUAUGAAAGAAGUCGAUUCAUAUUUUGAGGCUUGCAAACAUCUCCGGGGAAUUAUAAGCUUGGGAGUCUACUAUGAAGAUAAUGCCAUGAUCUUGUCAAAAAAGUAUGGCACAGCUCCCCCUGCUCUACUUUUUGCCAGGCAUAACAGUAACCAAGUACACAGUGCUACACUCCAACAUACUGCCGAAAGGGACAUCGUUCACCGUGUCAAAUUGGAAUUACUUGGAGAGUUUCCAGAAAUCACAGUGGACAAUUUCCCAACAUUCUUCAUGCAAAAGAAGCCUUUACUGGUUUUAUUUUCUGAUUCUAAUCCAACCCAGAGUGAUGAAAAGCACAUUUUGAACUUGGUGAGAGGAAAGUAUCUGGAUCAAUAUUUGACUUGCUGGCUAAACCUGAAGAAUACUCCAGUGGGCAUUGGAAUACUGAGGCGGUACUUUGGCGCAGUACCACGUUUACCACAGUUUGUACUUAUUGAUUUUGAUGCCUCAGGUCAAGUCUUCCCAUUUCCCUCAGAUCACCAUCUUACUGAAGUAAAUAUAUUGUAUUGGUUGGAGAUGAUUAAAGCAGGAGAGGAAAUGCAUGUCUAUAGUUUAUCCAAUGAAGACUGGAAACCACCACUUCCCGAUUACAAUUUCCUGGACAUGAUGGAUGCAGAAGUCCCAGACUUUGCUGCACAGAAAAUACGUAUUCAAAUGAAGCCCAGUAGAAGGCAAAAAGCAGAAGAUUCCACAGAGGGAGCUGAAGCAGAAGAAACUGAAGUCGAGGAAUAUCCGCCAGGCUCAAGUUUACGUGGAACUGUGCCAAAGUUUAUAGAACAGGGAAAAAAGUUCAGAAGUCACACAGAGUUAUGAUCUAAAUGGCGUAUGGAUCACAAAAUAUAUUGUGGAAAAUUCCUAAUCUGAGCAGUUUUCUUCUACUUUUACAUCAUAGACGCCAUUAUGGAAAAAUGUUCAGUUUUCCACUUUUUUUAUUGUUCAAGUCUUCAUGAUUUUUUUAUUGGAUGCUUUUCUGUUUUAUUUCAUGUUGAGUUUUUUUGUUUUGUGUUACUUAUUUAUAAAAUCCUUUGAAAAUAUUCAGUUCUUUGCAAAUGUACUCAAACCUUUGACCUAUUCUUUCAUUGUCCUGAUUAACAAAUACUUUGCUUUUUAUCUAACCGAUUUUAUUUUAAAGACCCAACGUUGCUUU
Molecule: messenger RNA, 3321 nt
Organism: Xenopus laevis (African clawed frog)
Lineage: Eukaryota; Metazoa; Chordata; Amphibia; Anura; Pipidae
Gene: txndc16.L
Product: thioredoxin domain containing 16 L homeolog
Exons: 22
Coding region: 558-2987 (809 amino acids)
Source: RefSeq, a predicted model, not a curated record